AGCAACACUGAGAUCACUGCAAAUCCCCAGCUUUCCUGAGUGACAUCGUUGAAGCAUCACCACACAGAUUUCUUCAGAUCAAGAAUGGCGAACGCUGUGUCUGGAGUGGCGGUGAACGAGGAGUGCGUGAAGGCGUUCCAGGAGCUGCGCGCCGAGCGCGCGCACCGGUUCGUGGUGUACAAGCUGGACGACGACCUGCAGCAGGUGGUGGUGGACAAGGUGGGCGGCGUCGAAUCCAAGUUCGACGACCUCACCGCGGCGCUCCCCGCCGACGACUGCCGCUACGCCGUCUACGACCUCGAGUUCAUCGCCGACGACUCCGUCGGCGACACGCCCCGCAGCAAGAUCUUCUUCAUUUCCUGGUCCCCGGAGACGGCAGACAUUAAGAGCAAGAUGGUGUACGCGAGCUCCAACGAGGGGUUCAAGCAGGAGCUGGAGGGCGUGCAGUACGACGUGCAGGCCACCGACCCCAGCGAGCUCACCCUCGAAAUCCUCAAGGACCAUGCCACCUGAUCGCUCCGAAGCUCCCCAAAAGAAUUGUAUCUUGCUUUGAUCGGGUGUCGGUCUGCAGAAUGAUUUUUCCCUUCCCUGUAACGCGUGGUGUGUGAAAUAAUUGACUGAUUGAUUGAUU
This is a messenger RNA of Lolium rigidum, 631 nucleotides long. Its product is annotated as actin-depolymerizing factor 3-like. The record is from RefSeq and is a predicted model, not a curated record. Gene Ontology annotation, biological process: actin filament depolymerization. The coding region runs from base 85 to 513 and encodes 142 amino acids. The transcript is spliced from 2 exons. NCBI's taxonomy places the organism in Eukaryota, Viridiplantae, Streptophyta, Magnoliopsida, Poales, Poaceae. Gene Ontology annotation, molecular function: actin filament binding. Gene Ontology annotation, cellular component: actin cytoskeleton; cytoplasm.